Mytilus trossulus (common blue mussel) is the source of this 941-nucleotide messenger RNA. RefSeq names its product aquaporin-like. Gene Ontology annotation, biological process: water transport; transmembrane transport. Gene Ontology annotation, cellular component: plasma membrane. The transcript has 6 exons. The coding region runs from base 32 to 847 and encodes 271 amino acids. The record is from RefSeq and is a predicted model, not a curated record. Gene Ontology annotation, molecular function: water channel activity. NCBI's taxonomy places the organism in Eukaryota, Metazoa, Mollusca, Bivalvia, Mytilida, Mytilidae.
CUGUGUACAACUGUUCGAGUUAUUAAAAAAUAUGACCACCGAUAUUUAUUUGAGAAACAGGGAUCUAGGUCAAGCUCAUGACCAACAAGUCACAGAAGAAAUAGAUGUCCAUGUUGGUACGGAACACAUUCAAUCGGACAAAACAACCGGGAAAUGGUCAAUUUCUGACAAUACAAAAGAGUUGCUUAGGGCAAUUUUUGUGGAAUUUAUUGGUACAUUGUUCUAUGUCUUUAUAGCAACGAACGGCUAUUGGUAUGGUCCAGGUUUUGUAUUAACGUCACUUAUGAUAGCUUUUGGGAAAAUAAGCGAAGGGCAUUUUAAUCCAGUAGUAACCCUUGCAGUAAGCAUAAGUAGGGGAUUUACCAGAAUGACUGCACUCUAUGUUAUCGUUCAAGUGGUGGGAGGGAUAGCAGGAGCGGCUUUAGCAAAAGUUGUCUUUUUUGAUGAUUUCAAUGCCGUUAGAUUAGAACCAUAUCUCACUGUUUUGGGUAAAUCUGUUGAACCUGCAAAUGGAAUUCUAUGUGAAGGAUUAAGUACCUUUCUACUUGUGUUAAUGUACUUAAUGUGUAUAGUAGAUAAAAGAAAUAAGAACUCGAUGUUGUCACCAAUAGCCAUUGGAUGUGUUAUAACGGCAAACAUUGUAACAACUUUGAAUGUGACCGGUGGAUCCAUGAAUCCUGCUCGAAGUUUCGGACCUGUCGUGUGUCUGUUGAACACCAAGUACAGUCAUCUCGUAUGGAAGUAUCACUAUGUGUACUGGGUCGGACCUACAGCUGGAUCAAUAGUAGCGGCUGUUGUUUAUAGAUUCAUAUUAAGUACAGAGCCCUGUUGUUGCAGAACCCAAUGAAUAACUUCAUAUUAUGUUGUCAAAACUGGAUGUUCUACGGGUACAGAAUCAAGAUGAAUAAUAUAGAUUUAUAUGACUAAAUUUUAUACUGAAC